AUGCCGCCUCCGCUUGCUGUACGCUGCACGCACGGGUCCUCGACCUCGAUCGCAAAAUCAUUCGUGCGCCUACUAUGCGCAUCAUCGUCGUCGUCAUCAUCGCCUAUAAGCGGUAGUAGCAACUCUUCUAUCCUCGAAGUGCUGCUGCCGCCGCCGCGGACCCGAUCUUUCCACCUUGCCGCACGGGACAUCCGUAGCCGAGCGCGAAAUCCCCGGACCCGGAAUGGCGGAAACCUCAUAACGCACGAGAAGUAUGCGACCGCCACCGCUCCAAGGCAUUUCAGUACCACGGCGCCGUGGCGCAAGACCCUGGUCGUACAUAACCCGCAGAAAGAUGAAGAGGGGAAUGUCAUGAUGCUAGAAAUCACGCCCCGCGCAGCCAACAAACUCUCCCAAAUCAUGACCAAAGACAAGAACCCCAACUUAGCCCUGCGCAUCUCCGUCGAAUCCGGCGGCUGCCACGGGUUCCAAUACCUCAUGUCCCUAACCACUCUCCCGCCUUCCCUCGCCGGAAGCCCCGCCUCAGCCGGGACAUCAUCAUCGCACGAUACCCCCGAUCCCGUCGAAGAGGAAACCGCCGCGGAAGUCGCCCCGUCGACGACGACCAGCGCCGUGCCGUUGGAGCCCGGCAUCGGCGAGGACGACACCAUAUUCGCCUUCGCGCAAGACGACUCCCCUCCCGCGGAGCCGAAGCCGGCCCCUUCCACCGUCACGGAACUCAAGGACCACCUGGUAGCGCGCUUCGCCACCCCGCGGCCCAUCCCCAGCUCCCCCAAGAUCGUCCUCGACGCCCCGAGCCUGGAGCUGCUCAAGGGCAGCAAGGUGGACUACACCAUGGAGCUGAUCGGCAGCCAGUUCAAGAUCGUGGACAACCCGCUCGCCACCAGCAGCUGCGGCUGCGGCACCAGCUUCGACAUCAAGAUGUAA
This is a messenger RNA of Daldinia caldariorum, 927 nucleotides long. RefSeq lists its product as uncharacterized. Gene Ontology annotation, cellular component: mitochondrion. The record is from RefSeq and is a predicted model, not a curated record. The transcript has 2 exons. Gene Ontology annotation, molecular function: iron ion binding; 2 iron, 2 sulfur cluster binding; 4 iron, 4 sulfur cluster binding. Lineage: Eukaryota; Fungi; Ascomycota; Sordariomycetes; Xylariales; Hypoxylaceae. The coding region runs from base 1 to 927 and encodes 308 amino acids. Gene Ontology annotation, biological process: iron-sulfur cluster assembly.